AUGAAGGUCUUAGCUCAAUCAGCGGCAAUCAUUGCCAUGGCGAUGGCCACUGCCGCGCAAACCACCUGCGACCUUCCAUCGACCUAUCGCUGGACGGAUUCUGGGAAGCUCGCGGAGCCACAGGCGCCUUGGGUAUCUCUCAAGGAUUUCACCACCGCCAUGUACGAGGGCCAAUACCUCGUGUACGCGACGAACCACGACAACGGCUCGUCCUGGGGCUCCAUGAACUUUGGGCUCUUUGGGAACUGGACAGAGAUGGCCACCUCCAGCCAGAACAAGAUGAACUUUAGCGCCGUUGCCCCUACCUUGUUCUACUUUGAACCCAAGGAUAUCUGGGUCCUCGCCUACCAGUGGGGGCCGACCUCCUUCUCCUACCGGACAUCUUCCGACCCGACCGAUCCGAAUGCUUGGUCGGCCGUGCAGCCCCUCUUCUCGGGAAAGAUUACGGACUCCAGUACCGGAUGUAUUGACCAGACUCUCAUCGGCGACGAUACAACCAUGUAUCUUUUCUUUGCCGGCGAUAACGGCAAGAUCUACCGUUCCACCAUGCCCAUCGACAAAUUCCCCUCAGACUUUGGCCUCGAGUCCACCAUCAUCAUGAGCGACACCACGAAUAACCUCUUCGAAGCCGUCCAAGUCUACAAGCUUGAGGGACAGCAAAAGUACCUCAUGAUCGUGGAGUCCAUCGGCUCUCGAGGCCGCUACUUCCGUUCCUACACUGCCGAUCGGCUCGACGGGGACUGGACGGCGCAAGCCACCAGCGAAAAUGCCCCCUUCGCAGGCAAGGCCAAUUCCGACGCAACCUGGACUGACGACAUUAGCCAUGGCGAUCUUAUCAGGAGCAAUCCCGACCAAACCAUGACGAUUGACCCCUGCAACCUUGAGCUCCUGUAUCAGGGCCGCACGCCGGGGUCGAGCAGUGAUUAUGGGAAGCUACCGUAUAGGCCCGGCGUCCUGACGCUACAAAAGUGA
Messenger RNA from Parascedosporium putredinis, 972 nucleotides. The record is from the annotation of a GenBank genome assembly. Lineage: Eukaryota; Fungi; Ascomycota; Sordariomycetes; Microascales; Microascaceae.